Molecule: messenger RNA, 696 nt
Organism: Gongylonema pulchrum
Lineage: Eukaryota; Metazoa; Nematoda; Chromadorea; Rhabditida; Gongylonematidae
Source: the annotation of a GenBank genome assembly
AUGGCCAUUAUCAAUGUUGUUACUGGAUAUCCUGCAUUACUUCCGGGCUCAGUAAGCGAGCAGCUGGGUGAAAAGCUCGAGGAUAAGUUGUCGAUCGAAGCGGCUUUUGCACAUAGCUUUAUUUCUAUCCAUGGACGAUUGUUUGCUGUAUUGGAAGACAGGAAGUUCAAAAUUUUCGAUGAACUAAAAGAACUUCGAAGUGAUUACACGGAGAGAUUUGGAAAUUACGAAGCCGACAAAUCAUUGUCCAGGGAGGACUGGGAUGAAAUCAGCGCACUCAAUGCAACUAUCUCGGAAGCGGAGUCUUUUGAACUUGAAAUCGAUGAAGGGAAUGCAAAACAGCGUUAUUUGUGUUUGUUAGUUCAACUUGCGUUUGUCGAAUUUCAGAAUAUGAAUACCAGUACCGAUGUUGCAAAUCUGAGCACAACAGUAUCGGAGGAGCGUUUCAGCCUUUUCCAAAAAAUCAAAAGAAAGGAAAGCGAAUUACAAAGUGAACAGGACAGGUUCAAAUUUAGCUUCAUACCAGGAGAAUAUACUGAAGAACUGCGAGCCCAAUUUCACGAGACGCUGUUGAGUGAUAUUGAGAAUGCGCCAUGUCGUACAGUCUCGAACGAGAAAUCACCCACAGCGCUGAUGACGAGCUCGAAUGUCAAUUUACCUGAUGUCGACUUGUCCGCAAAAAGAAGGCGCUUUUAA